Clupea harengus (Atlantic herring) is the source of this 2079-nucleotide messenger RNA. Its product is annotated as protein SSUH2 homolog. Lineage: Eukaryota; Metazoa; Chordata; Actinopteri; Clupeiformes; Clupeidae. The record is from RefSeq and is a predicted model, not a curated record. Gene Ontology annotation, molecular function: heat shock protein binding.
GCUAGACGAAGGGUCUGUACACUGCUAUCCAGAAGGGCGUUGAUGUAGGGAUUGGGGGCGUAGACCACCAGGAAGAAGGGUGCAUUCCACUGUUUUUAUAGCCUUCCUCGCACUGCGAUUGUUACUCGAAGGAUUGCUUUGGCGUCGUCGAGCCUUCAGAACCACCACAAAAAUGUUUCAACCUGGAGGUGGGGCUGUGUAUCCUCAGCCUAACCCCACUGCCCCACCAGUGUAUGGGAAUGUCCCUGGUUACGAGGGUUUCAUGGCUGGAGGAGCAGGUGGAUUUGUUCCUCCUCCUGCUCCUCUUCAUCCAUUGCCGACACCAGAUACUCAGCCUUCACAGGUUGACUGGAACAUCCCCUCCAUCUCCGAGGAUGCAGCACAGACAGCCUUUCUGGAGUAUGCCAGCGAGAACUGCUGCUAUAGCAAAGCCCCUGCUAAAGAUGGAGUCAUAACCAACAUGGAGUCAUUCAACACUUAUCGGUAUCGGCUGGAGACCUUCACUGAAGCCAGAAUCACUGAAUGGAAGACUGAACCAUUUACAGACCAAGCUGUGGAUUUCGGCCUGCAAACAGCCCCAACCCCCUGGGCUAUUCAGGUGCAGACGCCCGCCCUGUUUAAGGACCACGAGGAGAACAUCAAAGUGCCCAACACCUCCUCUGUGAAGGACUGCCAUAUUUGCAAAGAGACAGGACAAACCCGGUGUGACGUGUGCACUGGCUCUGGCAAGAAAAACUGCUCUGCAUGCGAUGGCAGUGGGAAAAGAUUUCAGGAUACAUGUGACAGCUGCGGGGGAUCAGGAAAAGAAAACUGUACUGAGUGCAAUGGGGACGGACUACAGCAGUGUGAGACCUGUGAGGGGAGGAAGCAGCUGCUGAUGUUUAUCAACCUCAAGAUUACAUGGAAGAACAACCUGGAGGAUUACGUGGCUCAGCAGUCUAGUGGCAUUCAGAUUGAGAACCUAUCCUCAGUAACUGGAAAUAGGCUCUUUCAUGAUGCCCAAUACAUGGUGUACCCAGUGUAUGGCUUCCCCGAUCCAAAUGUAUCUCAGGCAUCAGACAGACUGGUCAAGGAACACCAAAGCAAAUUCUCCCAGUCUGGACGCAUUCACCAGCAGCAACACACAAUUGAAUUGAUCCCUAUUACCAAAGUGUCCUACAAAUGGAAAGGCGACUCCCACCUUUACUAUGUCUUUGGGAAUGAGUCCAAAGUCAGUACCGACUACCCAGCAACGUGCUGCUGUGUUGUAAUGUAGUGUAUGUGCCUACAAUGUGGUCAAUGCUUCUACAAAAAAGUAUUCACUCUCUUGAAUAUGUAAAGGAAUGUUCUGAAACUGUAUGCCUUUGUUGAUAGUAUUAUGCAAGUUAUGGUGCCACUAUGUCAUGUUUGUUAGAUUUAUCCGUUUAGCAGACCAUUGUAUCCAAACCCACUAGGAUUAUAAAUAUGUUUUCUUCAGCAUUGUCCUCUCAGUGGGUCAAACCCAUAAUGUUGUCAAGGCUGAGAAUUUCUAUUGAAUUAAAAUAGAGAUGCAAAGGGCAGGUCCACUCACAGUGAAUCAGGGUCUUUCAACCACUAAUCCUAUCUGUGUUUUGUGACUUUGUCUGAGGAAUUUAUGUUGUAUAAACUGUAGUUAAUAUAGCGAUGGAAUGUCAUGAGUUUCAUACUGUCUACUAGGUGAUAUUGAGGAUUUGUUACAAGUUAUUGUUACACAGGAAAUACUUUUACCUCAAAGUCUUUAAGUGCCCUAGUCUGUAUGGAUGUGAUGUUGCCUUAAUUCAGCAUUCAGCAAGAGAAGUUCAGUUUUCUUCAGCUGAGUCACCUGCUUUAGUACUCGUGUUUCAGGACCCUGGUCCACGCUAUUCUGCUUGCUUGUGUCAGGCAAAUUCAGAACUUAAAGUUGUGAGACACAGCAAUACACAAAUACCAAUUCAGUCAAUAGUUUAUUAUUCAUUAUGAAUCAGUUACUUUAGUCCAAUAAUGUAGUAAUCAAUAUGUUUACACUCAUAUUUAUAUAAUUUCAUGUAAUCACUUUAAAGUAACAUUAUGCAAUCAUUUUACACUUUCUGAGGUAUGGUUUUA